CGAGUUGAAACUUAAAUAACAGCAUUCCCUACAUUCAUUCAUUCAUUCAUCAAUUUCGUUUCUCCUGGUUGCGUAUGGAGCUUUAUGUUUAUUUGUCGCCGCCACCCCAAAACAUCGUAACCCAUCAUCACCCUCUUUCUCCGUUUCAAUUUGAACGGUUUCAUCACAAACCCUAAUUCCUCCUUCAAUUCCCCUUUUCCAUAAUCAUGUUCCCUUGGAACAUUGCUAAAUCGGCGGAAGCCAUGUUCUCCCGCUGGGCCCUCAAGAGGGUUUGCAAAUUCUUCCUCAAGAAGAAAUUGGGACAGUUUAUUCUCGGCGACAUCGACCUCGACCAGCUCGAUGUUCAACUCUCACAAGGCACCAUUCAGCUCACCGAUCUCGCUCUUAACCUCGACUUCAUCAACGCCAAGCUUGGCAAAACUGCAUCUAUAAUGGUAAAAGAAGGAUCAAUUGGAUACCUUUUGGUUAAAAUGCCUUGGAGUGGCAAAGGUUGUGAGGUUGAAGUGAAUGAGCUUGAACUUGUGGUUUCGCCGUGCAGGGAUAAGAUUUAUACUGCUGAAGAUGAAGCUCGUGGUUCGGAUGUCGAUAACGAUAGUUGUCAAAUGAAAAAUAGCUCAAACAGGACCAUUAAUGAAAUAGAUGAUGAUGCUAUGAAGUCAAUUUCAAUGGAUGUUCAUGAAGGUGUAAAAACUAUUGCAAAGAUGAUAAAGUGGUUGCUUACAAGCUUCCAUGUGAAAGUAACAAACGUGAUUGUUGCGUUUGAUCCGUCUUUAGACAACAAUGAAGGAAAGGAAAUGCAUUGUCAUCGGACUUUAGUUCUUCGGGUUUCAGAGAUACAAUGCGGAACAAGUUUGUCUGAAGACACUGAGUCUAAUGUUGAUGUACUUGGUAUAAGCCAGUUAACAAACUUUGUAAAGUUUCAUGGGGCAGUGCUUGAGAUUCUCAAAAUAGAUAAUGAAAAUAACCAGUUAUCUGUUCAGCAUGGGUCAGAAGCUGGUUGUGGUGAACCUGUUUUGGGAUCAAAUAAAUCCAUGUAUCCAGUCAUGACUGGGAAGCAAGGUGGAUUUGGUGGAAAUGUAAAAUUAAGUAUUCCUUGGAAGAAUGGUUCUUUGGACAUUCGCAAGGUGGAUGCAGAUGUUUGUGUUGAUCCCAUAGUGUUAAGAUUUCAACCUAGCACAAUUGAAUGGCUAUUGAAGUCAUGGGGAACUCUUAAAAAUUUGAAUAAGGAUGCGAAAGGUUGCAAGAAGAACAACUUACAAGGACCUUCUCAAUUAAAUUCUGCGCCGUCGUGUCAUACACCAACUUCAGUUUCUACUACCAAUGUCACCAGUCAAAUGAUAAACGGGCAUGGUAGUUUGCCCGUCAAUUGUGCCUCCUUGACCCAACUAGAAGAUCUUGAACCCCUCACAGAAGCUUUACUUCCUGCUGCUAAUCUUAUUUCAGAUUGGGUGCCAUAUUCUACUCAUCUAAAUCAUACAAAUGGUAUUCAAGAACCUGACUUUGGAGCGAGUGUGGACCAAUUUUUUGAAUGUUUUGAUGGAAUGAGAAAUUCUCAAUCUGCUCUAGGGAGCAGUGGAAUGUGGAAUUGGACAUGUUCGGUUUUCAGUGCUAUCACCGCUGCGUCCAGCCUUGCUUCUGGAUCCUUGCAGAUUCCCUCUGAACAGCAACACAUGGAAACCAAUCUCAGGGCUACUUUUUCUGGAAUAUCUGUUGUUUUGCACUUCUGUGAUGAUGAACAGAACCAAUUUUAUGAGCCUAAAACUGGUAACACAGUUGGAUCGCAUAUCGAUUAUCUUGGUGCAGAGUGCAAUGAAAUUUCUGUUGCCUUGAAGGUAUGUCCUCAAAUGAUGACUUUCGAUGGCAUGGUGAAGUAUGUAGAAGUCGCUAAUUUUUUGAACAUAGGAAGUGAUGCUGAAAAUCAAACUGCUUUGGUUGGACACUUGCAGACCAAGGUCCUUGAUGCUCUCCCUUUGUCUACCUCUUACAACCUAUAUUCAGAUUCAUUAGUUGGUCCAGCUGCAACAGGCUUUCCAUUUGGAAAUAAGGAUUGCUUACUGAAAGUUACACUGUUUAAAACUUGUGGUGUCACCAGUUGCAAAUUUACAGUACAAUCAAGUUUGUCAGGUGGUUGCAUGACUGGGCUGACAUCAUUCUCACUAAACCUCCCCCCUUUUAUUUUCUGGGUAAUCUUUUCGGUGAUAAAUAUGCUCAUUCACCUGCUAAAGGAAAUCGGAAAUUCACUUGAAGUGCAUAAUAAAACAGAAGAGAUUUUGUCUGAAGCCUCAGAUGAAAAGUGUGGAUUAUCUCCAAGUGAUGUACCAGGAAGUUUCAGUCCCUGUGUGGCAUCCUUCUCAGCAACAGAAUGUUUGCAUGGUGAUAUAUCAAUUUCUAGUGCAAGAGUAAUACUGUGUUUUCCUUUUGAAAGUGCUGGAGAUUACGCAGCUUCGUUUACCUGGGAUAAGUUUAUUGCUCUUGAUUUUACUUCAUUGUCACCUUUGAACAAGGGUAGCACUCCAGAUGGUAGCCAAACUUCAAAUGCAAGUUCAAAGAAAAGAUUUCCUUCUCUAGCAGCACAAUCUCUUCAGUUGAAUUUCUGUGAUCUAGAUAUAUACUUAAUCACACCAACAAGUAAUGACAGUGGUAGGAUGAGCUCCAAUGGUGUGAAGAAUGAGAAAUUUUCUGGCACCUGCUUUCUUUCCAUUGCUCGUAGAAGGGGCUGCUUCUCUGUUUUUCGUUUAGUUUGGCAGGAGGGUCAAGUGACUGGUUCUUGGAUUGCUAAGAAAGCUAGAUUAUUUGUUAAUUCAGAGCAAUCAAUGGGAAAAGAUGAUAUUGCCGGAAGAGGGUAUGAGUAUGCGUCUGCAUCAGCCGUGAAAGAUUUAGAAGACUGGAAAUCUCAAACUCAACAAGAGAUGAUUCUAAGUUCAUCGUUUCUCAUGCAUGUCUAUCUAUCUCAAGUUGUGAUUAAUGUGAAUGAUUCUCAAUAUAAAGGCAUACACCAGCUUUUACUUCAGAUGCUAGAUGCAAUGACAUGUGAGACUUCUCAGGAAGCAAAUGUGGAUAAAAGUUCUUCAGUCUCACAAUCAUCAAUAUUUUUGGAAUGCGAUUCUGUAGAAGUUCUUAUUAGUAGGGAUACAUCUGAGAGUAUCCCAAGUUCAAUUAAGAGUGAGCUUCCCGGACAAUGGCAUCAAUUCAAGCUGAGGGUUCAAAGGUUCGAGUUGCUGUCUGUUACUAAUACUGGUGGUGUUAAGGCUGCGAGUUUCUUCCGACUAACCCACGGCGAUGGCAAGUUGUAUGGGUUCAUUACUGGAGUUCCUGAUCAUGAGUUUCUUCUGGUUACUUGCAACAACUCCUCUGUGAAGCGAGGUAAUGGGGGAGGUUCUAAUGCAUUAUCUUCUAGAUGUGCUGGUUCUGAUAUCAUGUAUCUAUCUGACCCAGAGAUUUCUCAUAAAAUUACAUCUAUUGCUGUCAGCUGUGGCACAGUUAUUGCUGUAGGUGGUCGUUUGGAUUGGUUUGUUGUAAUAUCAUCCUUUUUCAGUUUGCCUGCUUCUAAUACAAAAGAUGAUACUAGUAUAUCAAAAAGGGGGCUGGAUAUCUCUUACACGACUUAUUUUGUUCUCAACUUGAUUGAUAUUGCUCUGAGUUAUGAGCCCUAUAUGAAAAAUCUUUUUGUUCAGAGUGAGGUCCUUAAUUCUGAGUCUGGCUUUUCUUGUAUCAAAGAAGAUAUGGGGGAACAAUGUGUUUCUUGUCUGUUGGCUGCAUCCAGCUUGACUCUUUCAAAUUCAUCUAUGCCAGACUCAGUUGAAAGUGUUUUCCAAAUUAGAGUGCAAGAUCUGGGGCUUUUGCUUCAUUUAAUAUCAAAGCUUGAUUCUCUCCCUGGCACUUAUAGUGUAGAACAUCUUCAAAAGUCUGGUUAUGUUAAAGUUGCCCAGGAGGCUUUUCUGGAGGCAAUUUUGAAAACGAACUGUGCCAGUGGUCUUCUUUGGGAACUAGACUUAUCUAAAUCUCACCUUUAUGUGGACACUUGCUAUGAUACAACUGCUGCUCUAAUUCGUUUGGCUGCUCAACUUCAGCAAUUAUUUGCCCCUGAUGUGGAGGAGUCCAUUGUGCAUUUGCAGAAUAGGUGGGAUAGUGUUCAACAAGCACAGCAGAGCGAUGAAUUUAAUAAUGAAAUUAAGCAUCUCAGACGUGACUCGAUGGCUUCAACUUCUGAACAGUGCUCCCCAAAAACACUUCCAAAGGAUGGAUCUAGUAUAGCUGGCUUGAUGGAUGAAAUAUGUGAAGAUGCAUUUCAAGUAAAUGACAAUAAUACAUGGCAAUCAUAUUCUUGUGAAUCAGGAUUUUACAUGCCACUUGAUGGAAGCAUAAUUGAGGUUGGUAAGAUGAAUUUGGAUGAGCAUGAAGUUCUCUCUCCUGAAUUAAUGUCGACCGAGUCAGUGCCUGUAAUUGGACCAGAAGGUAGUCAUACUGCAUUUCUGCAAAACGGGUGCUUUCCAGAGAUUAUAGAAAGCUAUUGUUUGUCUGACUUACGCCCUCUCUCAGAGCUCUCUAUAGAUAUACACUCUGAAGAGCUUUCUAAAAUUAAUCUGAGGAAUCUGGCUCAUAGAGAGAUUGAAAGAGGAAGUGGUGGAUGGUAUGGAGGCAAAUCUUUAAAAGUAUUAGAAAACCACAUUUCAGAGGAAAAUGAAAAAACUGGACUGAUGAAGGCCGAACUUCAUGACAUGCUUGUCUCUAAUGAUUGCCCAUCUCAAAGCGAUGCUUGUGGACGUAUACUUCUUAAGAAAAUUGAUAUAAGAUGGAAAAUGUAUGGUGGUUCUGACUUUGUUGAUUCAGGGAAAAAUGGACAACAUUGUGGGAGGAACACAUCUGUUUGCUUGGAACUUGCAUUGUCUGGGAUGAAAUUUCAGUAUGAUACAUUUCCAGUUGGUGGACUACAUGUAUCGAAAAUGUCGCUGUCCGUUCAAGAUUUUUAUCUGUAUGACAGAAGCCAAGCUGCACCUUGGAUACUGGUGCUAGGAUAUUAUCACUCAAAGGGUCAUCCUAGGGAAUCUUAUUCAAAAGCAUUUAAGUUGGACUUGGAGGCUGUUAGACCAGAUCCUCUAACUCCCCUCGAGGAGUACAGGUUAAAUGUUGCUUUUCUACCUAUGCUAUUGCAUCUACAUCAGUGCCAGCUUGAUUUUCUUGUUGGUUUCUUUGGGAGGGAAAACUCAUUAAAUGACCAGUUUCCUAAUAAUUGUCAUGAUUUAGAGGGUUCAAAAUCAUUUCCUGAGAGGAGUAAAGAUCAUGCAUGUCAUUCGAUUGCACAAGAAGCAUUGCUUCCUUACUUCCAGAAGCUAGAUAUAAGGUCUAUCCUUAUUCGGGUGGAUUACAGUCCGAAUCAUGUAGAUCUAGCAGCAUUAAGACGUGGGAAAUAUGUAGAACUUGUAAAUCUUGUUCCUUGGAAGGGUAUCGAGCUUAACCUGAAACAUGUUCAUGCUUCUGGCAUCUAUGGUUGGGGCAGUGUUUGUGAAGCAGCUUUAGGGGAGUGGUUGGAAGAUAUAUCUCAGAAUCAGAUUCAUAAAAUACUGCGCGGGCUUCCUACUGUACGAUCGUUAAUUUCAGUUGGGGCUGGUGCUGCUAAGCUGAUUUCAUCUCCAGUAGAGAACUACAAGAAGGAGCGUAGAGUGAUCAAAGGUUUGCAGAGAGGUACAAUUGCAUUUCUUCGAAGCAUUUCUCUUGAAGCUGUUGCACUUGGAGUUCACCUAGCUGCUGGAGCCCACGACUUUCUUCUCCAAGCAGAAUAUAGUCUUUCAAGCAUACCUUCUCCAGUUGCUCUGCCUGUAAACGAUAAAUCAAGGACAGGUGUUCGAUCUAAUCAACCCAAGGAUGCCCAACAAGGAAUUCAACAGGCUUGUGAGAGUCUCAGUGAUGGCCUGGGAAAAUCUGCUGCAGUGUUAGUUCAGAACCCUUUGAAAAAGUUCCAGCGCGGUUCAGGUGCAGGACCUGCCUUGGCCGCUGCUGUUCGAGCAGUUCCUGCAGCUGCCAUAGCUCCUGCUUCGGCUUGUGCAAGUGCUGUACACUAUGCUCUUCUUGGAGUUAGAAAUAGCCUUGAUCCUGAACGCAAAAAGGAGUCCAUGGAGAAAUAUUGUCCUACACAACCCUGGGAAGAAGACUGAUUAAUGGUGCCGCUAGUGACAUCUUACCUUGUCUAUGUACAAAAUGUCAUUACUAUUCUAAUGCCAAAUAGUUUCUUAAUAAUUCUAUAUGCAGAUUAUUAUGUGAGGUUUUUGUAGUUUAUACUCUUCAUCGACCAAGGCGAUCCAGAUGAGCUUUUUUUGUUGUCAGCCGGGCAGUCUCCCCGUUUGUCAUAUGUACAGUAAUUGAACCAGUCGCUUGAUUCUUUUCCAUCGAGAGCAAUUGUAUAUGCUGUAAAUAUGGUUGGUGCUUCAUUCUUGAUCCUUUUCUUAUUCAUUUAAACGGAUGUCUUUAGAUGUAAUGACCCCAUUGGUUUAGUUAGAUGUACAGAAUAAAAUAAUAUCAUUCUUUGAAAACCUUGAUAUUUGUGUAUAUUGCCUUUAUUUUAUUUAUUUUUUUUGUAAAUAUUGUAUAGCGUUUAUUACUGGACAAUAGUGUCCAAUCGUUUAAGUUUGUCUUUAUUUUGUAA
Cicer arietinum (chickpea) is the source of this 6640-nucleotide messenger RNA. Its product is annotated as autophagy-related protein 2. NCBI's taxonomy places the organism in Eukaryota, Viridiplantae, Streptophyta, Magnoliopsida, Fabales, Fabaceae. Gene Ontology annotation, molecular function: protein-membrane adaptor activity; phosphatidylinositol-3-phosphate binding. Gene Ontology annotation, biological process: reticulophagy; autophagy of peroxisome; autophagy of mitochondrion. The record is from RefSeq and is a predicted model, not a curated record. Gene Ontology annotation, cellular component: phagophore; phagophore assembly site.